AUGGACGCCAUCAAGAAGAAGAUGCAGAUGCUCAAGCUCGACAAGGAAAACGCCUUGGACAGAGCAGAGCAGGCUGAGUCAGACAAGAAAGCAGCGGAGGACAGGAGCAAACAGCUGGAGGAUGACCUUGUAGCUCUGCAGAAGAAGCUCAAGGGAACAGAGGAUGAGCUGGACAAGUACUCCGAGGCGCUUAAGGACGCGCAGGAGAAACUUGAGCUGGCAGAGAAGAAAGCCGCAGAUGCUGAGAGCGACGUGGCCUCCCUAAACAGACGCAUCCAGCUGGUGGAGGAGGAGUUGGACCGCGCACAGGAGCGUCUCGCCACCGCUCUGGCAAAGCUGGAGGAGGCUGAGAAGGCUGCAGAUGAGAGCGAGAGAGGCAUGAAGGUCAUUGAGAACAGGGCCAUGAAGGACGAGGAGAAGAUGGAGAUCCAGGAGAUCCAGCUCAAAGAGGCCAAGCACAUCGCUGAGGAGGCCGACCGCAAAUACGAGGAGGUCGCACGUAAGCUGGUCAUCGUUGAGAGUGAGCUGGAACGCACAGAGGAGCGUGCUGAGCUCUCAGAAGGCAAAUGCGCUGAGCUUGAGGAGGAGUUGAAAACCGUGACGAACAACCUGAAGUCUCUGGAGGCCCAGGCUGAGAAGUACUCGCAGAAGGAAGACAAGUAUGAAGAGGAGAUCAAAGUCUUAACAGACAAGCUGAAGGAGGUGAGGUUUUACUCCUCUGACCGAGACUCCUGUGACCGAGACUCCUGUGACCGAGACUCCUCUGACCGAGACUCCUCUGACCGAGACUCCUCUGACCGAGACUCCUGUGACCGAGACUCCUGUGACCGAGACUCCUGUGACCGAGACUCCUCUGACCGAGACUCCUCUGACCGUGACUCCUCUGACCGAGACUCCUCUGACCGAGACUCCUCUGACCGAGACUCCUGUGACCGAGACUCCUGUGACCGAGACUCCUGUGACCGAGACUCCUCUGACCGAGACUCCUGUGACCGAGACUCCUCUGACCGUGACUCCUCUGACCGAGACUCCUCUGACCGAGACUCCUCUGACCGAGACUCCUGUGACCGAGACUCCUGUGACCGAGACUCCUGUGACCGAGACUCCUGUGACCGAGACUCCUGUGACCGAGACUCCUGUGACCGAGACUCCUGUGACCGAGACUCCUGUGACCGAGACUCCUGUGACCGAGACUCCUGUGACCGAGACUCCUGUGACCGAGACUCCUGUGACCGAGACUCCUGUGACCGAGACUCCUGUGACCGAGACUCCUGUGACCGAGACUCCUGUGACCGAGACUCCUGUGACCGAGACUCCUCUGACCGAGACUCCUCUGACCGUGACCCACAGGCUGAGACCCGAGCCGAGUUCGCUGAGAGAUCAGUCGCCAAGCUUGAGAAGACCAUUGAUGACCUUGAAGACGAGUUGUAUUCUCAGAAACUUAAGUACAAAGCCAUCAGUGAGGAGCUGGACCACGCCCUGAACGACAUGACCUCCAUAUAA
Messenger RNA from Knipowitschia caucasica, 1503 nucleotides. The record is from the annotation of a GenBank genome assembly. Lineage: Eukaryota; Metazoa; Chordata; Actinopteri; Gobiiformes; Gobiidae.